This is a messenger RNA of Symbiodinium necroappetens, 2619 nucleotides long. NCBI's taxonomy places the organism in Eukaryota, Dinophyceae, Suessiales, Symbiodiniaceae. The record is from the annotation of a GenBank genome assembly.
AUGGCAAAGGCAACACUUCCGGUUCCAGACAUCGCGGCCGAGGAUGGAGACCAACUCCCGACGCUGCUUACGCCCCGUAAGCGCCAGCUCUUGCUGGACGCCAAGAUGGCAGCAGCGAAGACCGAGACCACCUCGCACUCCAAGCCGAAGCUCCAGGAGCGGCGCCCGGGCUUCCGGUCCGAGCCGCUGACCCUCCAGCCCGGCUUGAAGUUCUAUUCUCCGCCGGUGGAGGAGAUCCCGGACGUUCCUGAUCCGGAAAGCCGACGGCACCGGCUGGCGAAGGGUGGCAAGGAGCCGGAGACUGUAGUCUUCGAACGUUUGUCCUGCUGUGAUGUGGUGGCACAAGAGUGGUCAGCUUUGCAAGGGCUUUGGCGCCAGCUUCGGAGAGAGGUGGCAGAGGCACGGACAGCAUCAAUUCAUUCCGCUUCCACGGCAUUGGAGCAAGCAGCCGGAGACAUCACGGAAGAUGCAGGCUCUGAAGGCGGGCUGUAUGGCAGCAGGAGUGCGCGACUGCCUUCAGGCGAGGAGGACGAUGCAGAGGGCAGUCACCACGGCAGCCGGCGGGGCCAGAGGAAUCUGCCGCCAGCCUCGGCCUGGAGCGAGGACGGUAAGGCCGGACGCGGAGGCAGCGGAGACCCUUCUGGCCUGGCGCGCGCAGCGCAGCGCUUGGCGAAGUUGGAGGAGGAGCUGGAAUUGCAACAGCAAGAGCUGAAGCGGAACCACCAGAUGGAACACGGAGAGGAUGGUGGCGUGCUGCUGGUCGGACAUGCCUUGCUCCAUCAACGUCAGUUGGAGAAGCUGGCGGCGCAGCGAGACAUCUGCCGAAAGGAGCUGCAGGAGCUGCUCGAGGCUGCAUCAAGGGAAGGCUGGUCAGACGAGCAGCUGGCCGCAUGCGAGAAGCUGGCGGCACGCUGCCAAGACUUGGACCACGCCCUGCGCUCGUGCACGGAGAAGUCCGCACUGCUCAGGGAGGACGCGCAGAAGGUCUUGACCUCCAAAGGAGGCUCCUCCGCCUUUGGAGCAGCAAUUGCUGCAGCUUUCAAUGCGAGCGAUGCGGAGCUGCAAGCAGCCUUGUCGGAAGCUCUCCGGCGUAUGGCCAACUUUGAGCAUGACUUGGAACAGCAGCGGGCUGCAUUGAAGAGGCGUCGCAAGAAAGAGCCUGGAGCGAUGGCAGACGAUGAAAGCCUCACCGCACUCGUCGUCGAGAAGGGCCAAGCUCUCGCUCAGUGCCAGGACUUUGCAGAGAAGAUGCCAGCGCAAGCUUGGAACCUGAUCGUCUCCACGUGGCACGGGAAGCUGACCGACGGCUUAGAACGCUUGGCCAUGCGCGCGGAUGUUGAGGGAGUUGAGGACUCGUCAGAGGACGAGGAUGCCAGGCAGCGCCGGAGGUUACUUGUGGAUCGAGGGGAGGCUGUAGACCCAUCAGCAGCACUCCAAGAAGCUCGAAGACGCCUAGCCCAGCUGGCCGAGGAGGCAGAGCGCCAGCGGCUCGGGCUGAAGCGCCGGCAGCGCCGUGCACGCGGGGAGGAGGGCAGCGACGAUGACAGCUCCCUUGAAGAGCAGACAUUGAGGUCAUCUGCCAUCUCUGCCUGGGGUGAUGCUGCAGGGAAGAGUGGGGAGAUCGAGCGUCUCAAGGCAGCUCAGAGGGGGAUGGGCCGCUCAGCCUGGACGGAUGACCCAGCUGCCUCCCCCGACGACUUCUACCCAUCUUCGCUGGCAGAGGCUAAGCAACGUCUCGCCGGCUUCGAGGAGCAGCUUCGAGCCCAGCAGAAGUCACUGCGGCGCUUGGAGCAACAGAAGCGGAGCGGUCAGGCGGAUGAUGUCUUGCUUGCAGAGCAUGCUUUGCUGAACCAGGGUGCCCUGGAGGCCUUGGCAGCUGAGCGGGGCCGCUGCCGGCGACAACUCCAGAAGCUCUUGCAGGUGGCAGAGGCUGAGGGCUGGUCAGAAGACCAGCGAGCAGCCUACGACCAGCUGGUGGCGCAAUGUCAGCGGUUGGAGGAGUCCUUCAAGUCGCUGGACCAGACAGCAGAGAUGCUGCAACAAGGCACCGAGGAGGCCGUCGCUGCCCCUGGCGCCACAUCGGCGAUCGAGGCGCUCAAGGCCGCACUGUCGGGCAAAGUCGACGAUCCGGAACUGCGCGCAGCCUUGGAUGUUGCCCUGAAGCGCCUGGCCAGCUUUGAUUCGGAUCUGGAGCAGCAGCGUGCGGCCUUGAAGAGGCGGCGAGUCCGGUCGUCGAGCUCUACAAGCGAUGCCACGGAGCUUUCUGCGCUGGUGGAGCUCAUCGACGGGCGGAGCGGGGCCUUGUCACAGUGCGAAGAUUUCGCCCACAAGCUUCCGUCAGAGCUGUGGCAGCUGAUCUUGUCCUUGUGGAGAGGGAAGCUUACAGACGACCUGCGGCACUUGCUGGAGACAAUCCUUGGCCCAGAUGUGGUGCAGGACGAUGCCUCUGAAGAUGGUGGGGAUGGAAGACGGAGCAGGCUAGGCUUCAAUCGGGACGAGCCCGUCGACACAGAUGCAGCUCUGAGAGAAGCACGGCGCCGUCUGAUGCAGCUUGCCGAGGAGGAAGCGCGGCAGCGAGCGAGGCUGACGCGGCGUCGGAAGCCGCAGGGCGAGGAGCAG